Messenger RNA from Scomber scombrus (Atlantic mackerel), 1388 nucleotides. RefSeq names its product surfeit 4 (gene surf4). NCBI's taxonomy places the organism in Eukaryota, Metazoa, Chordata, Actinopteri, Scombriformes, Scombridae. The record is from RefSeq and is a predicted model, not a curated record. The coding region runs from base 214 to 1023 and encodes 269 amino acids. Gene Ontology annotation, biological process: Golgi organization. The transcript has 6 exons. Gene Ontology annotation, cellular component: endoplasmic reticulum; membrane; endoplasmic reticulum-Golgi intermediate compartment.
CUCUGACUCUGUCGGCAGCUCGCGGGGCAUUGUGGGGCGGAGGCGGCCUUUCUCUGGCGUCCAGGCGGUCGGGAAAUCUUCAAGUAAAUAACGAUAACAGGGGGAGGAACUGCCUGAGCCGAGCCUGCGAGGAAAGAAAAAACCAACACAUCGACACUUGUGUUGUGCUGAACCUCAAUUUAUAAAGACAAACAUCUUUAAUAUUACAGAAACAUGGGGCAGGAGGAUCUCAUGAACACGGCCGAAGACGUGGCAGACCAGUUCCUGCGGGUAACCAAACAGUACCUGCCCCACCUGGCACGUCUUUGUCUCAUCAGCACCUUCCUGGAGGAUGGCAUCCGUAUGUGGUUCCAGUGGAAUGAGCAGAGAGACUACAUUGAGGCUACCUGGAGCUGCGGCUACUUCCUGGCUACGUGCUUUGUGCUACUUAACCUCAUAGGACAGUUGGGUGGUUGUGUCCUCAUCCUCAGUAGAAAUUUUGUACAGUAUGCCUGCUUUGGAUUAUUUGGCAUCAUAGCGCUACAGACUGUCGCAUACAGCAUUUUAUGGGACCUUAAAUUUUUGAUGAGAAACCUUGCCCUCGGAGGUGGUCUGUUGCUGCUGCUGGCUGAGUCUCGUUCAGAAGGGAAGAGCAUGUUUGCCGGAGUCCCUUCUAUGGGAGAAAGUUCGCCGAAGCAGUACAUGCAACUGGGCGGUCGAGUACUGCUGGUGCUCAUGUUCAUGACCCUGCUACACUUUGACUCCAACUUCUUCUCUAUCUUGCAGAACAUGGUGGGGACCGCUCUCAUCAUCCUGGUGGCCAUCGGCUUCAAAACCAAGCUAGCAGCAUUGACCCUCGUCGUUUGGCUUCUGGCUAUCAAUGUCUACUUCAACGCUUUCUGGACCAUCCCCGCCUACAAGCCCAUGCACGACUUCCUCAAGUACGACUUCUUCCAGACCACCUCUGUCAUCGGCGGCCUGCUGUUGGUGGUGGCGCUCGGGCCCGGCGGAGUGUCCAUGGACGAGAAAAAGAAAGAGUGGUAGGCUAAAGGGGGUUAAGAUGAGAGGAUUGCACAGCAUCACUGACUUCCCCCCCCCCCCCCCUCCCACCACCACCGACUGGGACACAAAGACCCUCCCUCUCCUCCAGCUCAACCCACCUGGGUGCACAGUGUUUUUUGUUUUUCUAGCUUAUUUUUUAUUUGGCCAAAUCCGUAAAAACACCACCUCACACAUCAAUGGACUUUUUAUUUUUUAAUUUUCUUCCCAAUCGCUGUUUUUUGUUUUUUUUAAGUUGAACAUGGUAAUGCCACAUUUUUUUCUAAACCCUUCUUGUAUGUCUGGGGGUUUUUUUUCAUGACAGCAAGAAUUUAAAAAGGCCCAUGUAUUUCAAAGUGCAAGGUAAACCA